Messenger RNA from Prunus armeniaca (apricot), 213 nucleotides. Lineage: Eukaryota; Viridiplantae; Streptophyta; Magnoliopsida; Rosales; Rosaceae. The record is from the annotation of a GenBank genome assembly.
AUGCAUGGAUUGUCGUACGAUAGUUUAGGAUUGCCAUUGAAUGGCUGCUUUGAUCUAGGUGUCGAGGUGUCAAGGAGCACUGAUUGUAAGGGCACCGAGGGCACUUGUUGUAGGAGUGCUGAGGGCACUGAAGAAGGAGAAGGACAUAACCUUUUUGGUGGAUUCCCACAGAUGGCGCCAGACUAUUUAUGCUCAAAACUAGAUGACCAGUAG